Amorphotheca resinae ATCC 22711 is the source of this 1068-nucleotide messenger RNA. RefSeq lists its product as hypothetical. The transcript has a single exon. The record is from RefSeq and is a predicted model, not a curated record. The coding region runs from base 1 to 1068 and encodes 355 amino acids. NCBI's taxonomy places the organism in Eukaryota, Fungi, Ascomycota, Leotiomycetes, Helotiales, Amorphothecaceae.
AUGCCGUCACCACCCGUCGAGUGGCUACUAUCCGACUUUUACAAGGAGCGGGAUGACUCUAUGCUCCCUAUCUUCAAGAAGUCGAUAAGAGUUUUCUUCUUCGAAGACAACCUCACCCCCGAGGAGAUUUCGCGGAUUACAGAAUGGAACUGCUUGAACAAGCAGCUACUAGCAACUACUAAGAACAUCCGGGAUGUUGAGCAGACCAUACAAUUCUUGGAGAAGUGGUGUCUGCGGAUUGGGCCCUUAACAAGUCAAAUUUUGGAUGUAGCUGUGGGCGUAUGCGCUGUUCUAGGCAACGAUGUUCGUAUACAGGAUGUACAACGUGUAUUGCAUGAAAGAGAGGUAUAUGUACGCAAGACGUUCUUCGAACUCGCGCGCGCCAUGGAUGUACUCUUACGACAUGAGCUGAAGGGAAUAGAAAGUCCCAUUCGAGACACAACGCAGCCUAAUCCCUUUGAUGCCCCGUUGACCUUGAUACGAAUCUGGAAUGACGAUUCGCAUACCCUAUACACAGAGUCAGUCGGGUUUCGUUGUGGGAAUUGGAAGCAGUGUCAGCCAGUGAAUGACUUUAUCGAACUAGGGAAUAGCGAGAAGCUCUUAAACUUGAAAAGAAUUUCAGAUCACUGUGAAGGCGAAAGAAGCCCCUCGGACUGGAUAUCCUUUUCUGACAAUGCUUCAUGGAUACUAUCGAAGUUUUCAGAUAGUUUCCGAUCGAGACAGGGAAACUGUCGUGUCGCAGUCAUCAAUGUGGCCAGCCUGGACAGGUUGAGGAUUCCCUGGCAGCGGUCAGAUUCUUUGGUCAAACAAUUUGGAGGAACUCCUCGUUCUUCUGAAGAAGGUGGUGUUCAAUACGCCUGGCCUGGGCACUAUCUCGUAUAUGGAUGGGUGCCUUCACAAUGCAUCAUCAAGUCCUUCACAUUAGAGGAGUUCGAGACCCUUUGUAAGCACCGAAACAUCCCUAAAGGUAACUCUUUGAUCCAAUACUCUCUAUUAGAUGGCAAGUUGACAAAUACUCGGAAAGAUAGCACGAUCUGGCAAUUCUACCCUCCUCAUAAACUCCUCUAG